This is a messenger RNA of Theileria orientalis strain Shintoku, 1020 nucleotides long. RefSeq names its product transcription initiation factor TFIIb. The transcript has a single exon. Gene Ontology annotation, biological process: transcription preinitiation complex assembly; DNA-templated transcription initiation. Gene Ontology annotation, molecular function: TBP-class protein binding. Gene Ontology annotation, cellular component: nucleus; transcription preinitiation complex. NCBI's taxonomy places the organism in Eukaryota, Apicomplexa, Aconoidasida, Piroplasmida, Theileriidae. The record is from RefSeq and is a predicted model, not a curated record. Bases 1 to 1020 code for a protein of 339 amino acids.
AUGGUUGCUCUCAAUCGACACUCAUCCAACAGGACCAUUUCUUGCUCUGCCUGCAAGGAGGCCUCAGUGGUCGUGGUGGACCACGUUGAGGGGAACCAGCUCUGUCUGAACUGCGGCCGCGUUUUGGAGGACGUGCUCAUUUCGGAGCAGCAGGAGUGGCGCAAUUUCAACACUGAGUCGCUCGGACAGGCGGGCGCCGAGAAGAGCAGGGUGGGCGAGGUCAACGACGUCUGGCUCGACGCCACCAGCAGCACCACCUUCAUCGGGGGCUCCAAGAAGAUGCAGCAGCUCCAGAACCUCAUGAGCAACUUCGAGUCCUCGGACAGGUCGCUCAAAACCAGCUUCGGCAUCCUUAGGACCAUCUGCGACUCCAUGAACAUUCGGGAGCAGGUGAUCGAGCGCUCGAAGGAGAUUCUCAAGGAGCUGAACCAGCUGGGCCACCUGAAAUCGCGCUGCAACUCCCUGAACAUUCUGGCAGUCAUAUACUUGGCUCUGCGCGAGAGCUCGGUUUCCCGGUCGCUCAGGGAGCUCGCCAUUUACGAUCGCAACUUGACGGUGAAGGACCUGGGCAGGGCCAUCAACAGGCUCAAGAAGGUGCUCCCGAACCGCGGCAACGCGCCGACCGAGGACGUUUCUCAGCUCAUCCCCAGGUUCUGCUCGAAGCUCAACCUCACCAACGAGAUCAUUACGCUGUGCGAGACUGUUGCCUACCGGAGCUCGCUCCUCCUCACCUCAGCCCACAGGACCACGUCCAUCGCCGCCGGCAUCAUCUACAUGGUCACGCACCUUCUUCUGGGCCGGAGUUCCCCCGUCACCAUGAGUGACAUUGGCGAGGUUUGCGGCGCCAGCGUAGGCACCAUUAAGAACACGCAGAAGGAGCUCUGGGCCCUUCGGGAGAAGCUGUUUCCGCAGAAGUACGCGCACCUCCUGGGCCUGUCGACUUCCUCGGCCGCCGCCUCUGACAAGGCUGAGCAGCCGCCUGUGCGGAGUCUCCUGAGCUCCCAUUUUAAUAACUUUUAA